AUGGUAAUAACUGGAGAAGCAGCUAGUGGUGUUACAGAAUGGGAAAUAUGCCUUGAGGAAGUUGCAACUUUUAAGGUGCUAAACCAACUGAGACAAGCUUUUCCUUAUAUAUGCGUUUUCUGUAGCCCAGAAGAUCCAAGAAAACUUUGGGACCAACUUAAAAAUGAUGUUAUCAAAAACCCUACUUGUAGUCAUGACUUAGUCACUUCCAAGAAUCUAGGCUUGAUUGAUGUUGAAAACAUGAUGAUGCAACAUGCCUGCAAAACAAAUCCAAUAAAGUCAGAGACAGUUGAUGCACGUCAUUAUUGUGAAGGCUUGUGCCGUACUCCAUGCAGAAAGGCUACCUAUGAAGUUUCUCAUUAUAAAGAACCACUUAUAAUUCCAGAUACAAGUGAUGAAAAAGUAAAAAUUCAGUUAUACCAGUCAUUUUUAAAGAAACCAGUCUCUAUGGAAUCUGUAAGGAUGUGGAGCUGUUCAGUUACAUUGGUGGAUAUCUUGGAAUUUGGCUUGGUAUCUCACUGGCAAAUGUACUGGAUGUGAUCAUUGACUAUGGCAUUAACGUUAAAAACUGGUUUGUAAAUCUAAAGGGACAAUCAGCAAAUGCUAUAGUAGCAAUUCAAUAAGCUGUGGCUACUAUUGAUAUGAUGGAAAAAUAACAUACUUGAAGGCAAGAUGUAUUGGAUACUAUAUCAGUUACUAUAUUAGUCUCUUCUAGAAUGUUAUCUUUUAUGCACACAGAACUGCAGAUUUGUUGUUAUUUUGUGUAAAGAGAAUAUUUUAAAUCAUAUAUUGAUCCAAAUGCAGUAUUAUUAUUAUAUGAAGUGCAUCAUAUGUUAGCCUCCUGAUUUAGUGUCAACUUGAUGACAGUUAGAUUGUCAAG
Molecule: messenger RNA, 880 nt
Organism: Limulus polyphemus (Atlantic horseshoe crab)
Lineage: Eukaryota; Metazoa; Arthropoda; Merostomata; Xiphosura; Limulidae
Exons: 6
Coding region: 1-540 (179 amino acids)
Source: RefSeq, a predicted model, not a curated record